Messenger RNA from Nelumbo nucifera (sacred lotus), 1857 nucleotides. Its product is annotated as ceramide synthase LOH2-like. Gene Ontology annotation, biological process: ceramide biosynthetic process. The record is from RefSeq and is a predicted model, not a curated record. Gene Ontology annotation, cellular component: membrane; endoplasmic reticulum. Gene Ontology annotation, molecular function: sphingosine N-acyltransferase activity. Lineage: Eukaryota; Viridiplantae; Streptophyta; Magnoliopsida; Proteales; Nelumbonaceae.
UGCAAGAGGGGCCUUCACAUGAAAAGCCUAGAAGCUAUGUAAAAAACUGGAGGCUAAGAUGCCUUUUAACAGAGCAGCUUCUGGCUUUGGUGCUAUCAUUAUAAUAAAUCGACUUUGCGAUGAAAGCUAAUUUCAGUAGCUUCCUCAACGUGGCUUAAGCAGUCAACGCAGCUCAAUCAAAGAGCUGAAACCUUGGUAGGAAACCUGGGCUCCGAUCAACCUCCGCUUUCUCUCGUUUUCUUUUCGAGUCAUAUUCCCGUUGCCUUUUGUCUGUCCCUCCCUCAUUCCCCACCGGCAACGGACCCCCACCCUCUGGUCCUUUCCCUUCUCUCACACUCACUGAAAAGCCACUUAUUAGGGAGUUAGGGUGAACGCUAUCUCGUGCAAUUCUCCUAGUCUUAUUCUUAUCGCCAAUUGCAUCUUCGUAGCAGAUAAUUCUCGAGCUCAGGCGCCAUUGGUCCACCAAUUGAUGCUUCUCUCUCAAUUAUCGGUUGAAUUUUUCUCAUGGACUCGAUCUGGAGCCACAAUGGCGUGCCGGAAGCUUUCCAUUUCUUCAUAGCUAUCUACUUUGCUGUAGGUUUUGUUGCCGCUAGGUUCUUCUUGGACACCUUCAUAUAUCGUAGGCUGGCUAUUUGGUUGUUGAGUACUGGAACUGCUCCAGUAAAGAUUAGUGAGGCUAAGCAGGCAAAGAUAGUAAAAUGCUCAGAGUCUAUGUGGAAGCUAACAUACUAUGCCACUGUUCAAGUAUGCGUUCUUAAAAUUACCUACAAUGAACCCUGGUUCAGAGACAUAAAAGAAUACUUUAGAGGCUGGCCAAAUCAAGAGAUUAAGGUUCCCUUGAAGCUUCUCUAUAUGUGCCAAUGUGGGUUCUAUGUCUACGGCAUUGCAGCCCUUCUUAUGUGGGAGACUCGAAGAAAGGAUUUCAGUAUAAUGAUGUCUCAUCACGUAAUCACUGUUAUCCUGAUUGGAUACUCCUACCUAUCAAGGUUCUUCCGGAUUGGCUCAAUUGUUCUUGCUUUGCAUGAUGCAAGUGAUGUGUUUAUGGAAGCUGCUAAAGUAUUCAAAUAUUCUGAGAAGGAGCUUGCAGCCAGCUUGUUCUUUGGAUUCUUUGCUAUAUCAUGGAUCAUACUACGGCUAAUAUUUUUUCCAUUUUGGGUUAUUAAAAGCUCAAGCUAUGAUAUCCGUGAAUUCUUGGCACUGUCAGAGCCUUACCCAGCAUUAUUGUACUAUGUUUUCAACACGAUGCUAUUGAUGUUACUUGUCUUCCACAUCUACUGGUGGAUUCUCAUAUGCUCAAUGAUCAUGAGACAGCUAAAAAAUAGAGGAAAAGUAGGAGAAGAUAUACGAUCAGAUUCAGAGGACGGAGACUAAAUGGAGGUGGAGACUUUUUAUCAAAUUGUUAUGAUGGUGGAGAUAGUUUUUAAAGAUAAUUCCAUCCUAUUUGAGGUGCAAAUAUGUAUUCAAUUAGUUUCUACAAGUGGAAAUUUGUGUGGUCCUGAUUUUUAUUAUUUACUCUUUUUUUAUAUCCUUUAUCUUUUCCAGAGAAACGAGUCAGACCACCAAGUGUUUUUUUUUUCUUGAUCACUUUGGUGUAUAUUAGGUUUUUUCUGUAUAAUUAUUUUAUAUGGAUAGCUUAUGUUUAAGAUGAUUCUUUCCAGAAAAAAAUGCAAUAGUUGCAUUCAAAUUUCCGCACCAGAAUUUCUUGUUCUUCUAGGGGUCGGUACAAUGUAUUUCAAUGAAAUACAGGAUGUAAUUAGAGCAGCUUGACAACAGUGGCUGCAAGAUAUUUGAUUGAUGCUCUCAUUGUGCAAGGCGAGAAAACUGAUGGCAAAAAGAAAAUUGGAGGCAAGGUUGAAA